AUGUCAGAACAGAUUGCUGUUGAUCUGGAUUAUGACUCGGCUAUCGAAAUUCCACUCGACGAUUCGUUAAAUCUAUCACUUCGGUCCAGCCUGCUCCAUUUCGCGCAAGAAAAUGGACGUACUUACCAUAGGUUAAGUGAAGGGAAGUAUGCCUACCCAAAUGACGAUAUUGAAAAUGAUAGACUCGACCUGCAAGACGGCAUGUAUAUCAUUACGCUUGACGGGAAAAGGGCCUUGAAUCCCGGAGCCGAUACAGCCAAGCGAGUUUUAGAUAUGGGUACCGGAACGGGGAUUUGGGCAUUGGAAUUUGCUGAGGAACAUCCGGCUGCCGAAGUGAUCGGCGUUGAUCUGAGCCCCAUCCAACCUCCAUUCGUACCGCCAAACUGCAGUUUCGAGAUCGACGACCUUGAGAAAGAGUGGACAUGGACGACACCAUUUGACUUUAUCUUCUCUCGCAUGAUGACAGGAAGCUUCUCCGACCCAGAAACAAUAGCGAAAAAAGCAUUCGAUGGUCUUAGCCCCGGCGGUUGGUAUGAGAUCCAAGAUAUCCAACUCCCCGUCUUCUGCGACGAUGGGACUCUCGACCCAGAAACGUCACCACUAAUGAAGUGGCAAGAAUGUCUCAUCGAAGGCUCUCGUAAACUUGGUCGCCCACUUGGCGAGUCUGACAAGUACAAAGCCAUCAUCAAGGAGGCCGGGUUUGAAAAUGUUGUUGAGACUAUCUACAUAUGGCCUACCAACGGCUGGCCCCAAGACCCAAAACUCAAGGAACUUGGGAAGUGGAACCUCAUCAACUUUGAGUCAGGUCUUGAGGGCGUGAGUCUGGCUCUGUUCACCAGGGUGCUCGGUUGGUCAAAAGAUCAAGUGCUAUCUCUUUGCGCGGAUGUGAGGAAUGAAUUGAGGAAUCCGAAGGUACAUGGAUACUGGAAGAUAUACGUGGUCUAUGGCCAAAAGCCGGAGAAGGAGACAGCUUGGUAG
This is a messenger RNA of Fusarium proliferatum ET1, 978 nucleotides long. RefSeq lists its product as uncharacterized. The coding region runs from base 1 to 978 and encodes 325 amino acids. NCBI's taxonomy places the organism in Eukaryota, Fungi, Ascomycota, Sordariomycetes, Hypocreales, Nectriaceae. Gene Ontology annotation, molecular function: methyltransferase activity. The record is from RefSeq and is a predicted model, not a curated record. The transcript is spliced from 11 exons.